AAGCCGGGGACCGGGGCGGGGAGCAACCACGGCGCCGCGGAGGCCCAGGGCCCGCGACGCUGCUCACAGCCUGGGCGCCGAGUAGCCGGGCCGGGCCGGAGUGCGGGCGGCGGCGGCGGCGGUGGCGGAGCAGCUGCGCCCCCCGCCCUCCCAGGCCCGGCGCCCGGGCCGCCGGCGAUGGUGACACAUGCGGCGGCGGCGCGCCGGCGGCAGGACCAUGGUUGAGCGCGCCAGCAAGUUCGUGCUGGUGGUGGCGGGCUCGGCGUGCUUCAUGCUCAUCCUGUACCAGUACGCGGGCCCGGGGCUGAGCCUGGGCGCGCCCGGUGGCCGUGCGCCACCCGACGACCUGGAUCUCUUCCCCACGCCGGACCCACAUUACGAGAAAAAGUACUACUUCCCGGUGCGCGAGCUGGAGCGCUCGCUGCGCUUCGACAUGAAGGGCGACGAUGUGAUCGUCUUCCUGCACAUCCAGAAGACCGGCGGCACCACCUUCGGCCGCCACCUUGUGCAGAACGUGCGCCUCGAGGUGCCCUGCGACUGUCGGCCCGGCCAGAAGAAGUGCACCUGCUAUCGGCCCAACCGCCGCGAGACGUGGCUCUUCUCUCGCUUCUCCACGGGCUGGAGCUGCGGGCUGCAUGCUGACUGGACCGAACUCACCAACUGUGUGCCCGGUGUGCUAGAUCGCCGCGACCCAGCAGGUCUGCGUUCGCCCAGGAAGUUCUACUACAUCACCCUCCUGCGGGACCCAGUAUCCCGCUACCUGAGCGAGUGGCGACAUGUGCAGCGCGGAGCCACGUGGAAGACCUCACUGCACAUGUGUGAUGGGCGCACACCAACCCCGGAGGAGCUGCCGCCCUGCUACGAGGGCACGGACUGGUCAGGCUGCACGCUGCAGGAGUUCAUGGAUUGCCCUUACAACCUGGCCAACAACCGGCAGGUGCGCAUGCUGGCCGACCUCAGCCUGGUGGGCUGCUACAACCUGUCCUUCAUCCCCGAGAGCAAGCGGGCCCAGCUGCUGCUGGAGAGUGCCAAGAAGAACCUGCGCGGCAUGGCCUUCUUCGGCCUCACCGAGUUCCAACGCAAGACGCAGUACCUGUUUGAGCGGACGUUCAACCUCAAGUUCAUCCGGCCCUUCAUGCAGUACAACAGCACGCGGGCCGGCGGUGUGGAGGUGGACGAGGACACUAUCCGGCACAUCGAGGAGCUCAACGACCUGGACAUGCAGCUGUAUGACUAUGCCAAGGACCUCUUCCAGCAGCGAUACCAGUACAAGAGACAGCUGGAGCGCAGGGAGCAGCGCCUGCGCAAUCGCGAAGAGCGCCUCCUGCAUCGCUCCAAGGAGGCGCUGCCCCGGGAGGACACAGAGGAGCCAGGCCGCGUGCCCACCGAGGACUACAUGAGCCAUAUCAUCGAGAAGUGGUAGUGGCGGCAGGGGCGGAGAGUGAUGGGCAAGAUUUAGCGGGGAGAGAAAUGGGGCCAGCGGUCCUUGCUGUUUGCUGUAGGGGGAAGCGUGCUUGUAGGAGAGCCUAGACCUUGAUGCGCAGGUGGGACCUCUGUCUGAGGCAGGUGGCCUCCUUGCUCUCCUGGCGCCCCCGUGCCACACUUAAAACUGAUGAAGAUUUGAAAAAGACUGUCGAGGGGACAAGUCCGCUCAGCCCAGACCCCCUUACCUACUUACUAUGCACGCACUGGCCCCAAUGACCAGCCCCUCUAGGAACGUAACUAGCUCCUAAUAGUCCCUCGAAAGCUCCUUGGCCUCUGGGGACCCUAAUAACCCAGUAUCUUGGGGAGCCUUUCCUUGAGAACACAAGCAUAUCUCUGAGGGGUCCUCAGACCUGGAGUCCACCCCCCACCCCCCUACCCAUCAAAGCUGCUUUCAAGGUUAGGGUCAGUGCCAGCCGUGGCAGAGAAGACUCGCGUCUGGUACCCGGCCGCUGCACUCUCUGGGCCAUGGUCAAAAUCCACAGGUCAUCCUGGCUUUGGGGAGCCAGGCUCGGCAGGAAAGAGAUGGACACCGAGAGUUCCCCCACCAACCCCUGUGCUCUCCGAUCCACUGCCCCCAGCCCCAUCACUGGGACAUUUGUACAAGGGCUCAUGUGCCACUGUCCCGUCCCCCGUCCCCGUCCCCGUCCCGUCCCGUCCCAGCAAUCCUUCAGUCCCGUGCAUAAAGCAUUCGUUGGCUGGGAUACAGGGCCACGCCAACUUGACACUGAAUGGCCAGGAUGGGGACUUUCCCAUUCUCAGCUAGGGUUGCAAGGAGCAGCUCUAAAUGCCCUUUCUAGGGCCUGUAUGCACAACCCUCCCCCACCCUGGCUCUCCCUGCAUCGUCCAACCAGGCUAUUUCCAGCAGCCCCAUGGGCCAGCCAGUGACCCUACUAGAAGCCAUGCUGCGCAUGUGCCCUACCCCAUGUGCUCCCUAGGAGGCCCUCUAGGGCCCACCACUCAGUGGAGGUGUCGUGACUUUUCAUGUAUGCAGACAGCUUGUGAGCUGACCCUGAGGCAGAGCACGGAGCCUCCUCCCUGUCUGUCUCACUCGGCACUCAGGCUAAGACGGGGUAGGUCACCACAGACAAGAGUGGGGGCCAUAUGUAGCAUAGCAAUAUUCCAGAUGUUGGCAGGCAUGCCUGCUACCCCAGAGAAAUGAUUUACUCUUCACGUGUGUGGUGUAGGGCCUACACUCAGGCACCAGAACUUGACCUUGGGGUUCACAGGCAAGCUGAGUUCCGGCGGGUACUGUCCAGCCUGGUCCAGGGCCACCUUCAUGGUGAGUGACCACACUUUGGAGGUGGUAACAAGAUGAGUUAGGAGGUCAAGGUCACUGUGGGAGGGACCAGUUGGGUUAGAUGCUCAGUUCAGAAUGAAUAUACUUUCGAGAAGAGCAUGGGGUACAUGUGGGGAGCCCGGUCUCACAGGUCAUGUUGGUCUCUGCCAGCUUCUGUCAGGAAGUACCCCAGCUCCACAGGGCCCCUCUUCACGACUUCCUGUUCUAUACAAAUUGGAAUAAGUUUUAACUUCCACCCCGCCAUCCUGGCCCUCACGGAAGCACGGGUCACUUCUCUGCCUCUGCUGCAUUUGAAAACUAGUCCCUCCCAUCUCAGGCCAGCGCCAGGCUGAGGAAUCCUCAGUCCCUCGACUGUCCACCCCUGCCUAAGGCUCAGGCCACCAGCUUUGGGGCACAGCUUCCUGGUACUCACAGCAUCUCAGAACAGGGUGCUUCCCCGUCCCUACAGCUCCAAGGACCCUGCCUACCCAGGCCGUGCAAGUGCAGCACCCUGCUGCCCUGCCGACACCCCCUCCUGGAGCGGGGAGCGGGGACCCCGGGACUGUCCAGGCAACGCGUCUGAACUGGAACUGUUCCUCUUGAACCCGGGAGCUUUAAAGCUUUAUUUAUUUAUAGCUUCUUAUUAAAAAAUAAAAAGUGUGGAGAAGGAGUCUUCGGUCAUUCGUACAGAGCAAUGAAUUGAUGAUGGGAAAGCAACUGGCUGUCUUCUAAUUGUCUGUGUCUAGGUGGAGAAUGAACACUAGCAAUGAAAUAAACCCUGAAAAGGUCA
Molecule: messenger RNA, 3551 nt
Organism: Mesocricetus auratus (golden hamster)
Lineage: Eukaryota; Metazoa; Chordata; Mammalia; Rodentia; Cricetidae
Gene: Hs6st1
Product: heparan sulfate 6-O-sulfotransferase 1
Exons: 2
Coding region: 188-1423 (411 amino acids)
Cellular component (GO): membrane
Molecular function (GO): heparan sulfate 6-sulfotransferase activity
Source: RefSeq, a predicted model, not a curated record